AUGGAUUUUGCGGGUCUCCCCCCUCCGAUAAAACAUGAUGAGUUGAGUGAAACAAUAUUUUCAACUUGUGUUCUGUGUGGACAACUUCCGGUCGAUGGGUAUCAGCAUGAAUGUGGAGCUGUAUGCUGCUUCCAGUGUUGGAAACAGAAAGUUUUUGAGGUGUCAGAAGAACGUAAAUGUCCGUACCCUCACUGUGGCACACGUGUCAAGAGAAAGCACCUAAAACCUCUCAGAGUGACCAAGGCAUUGUGA
Molecule: messenger RNA, 252 nt
Organism: Candidula unifasciata
Lineage: Eukaryota; Metazoa; Mollusca; Gastropoda; Stylommatophora; Geomitridae
Source: the annotation of a GenBank genome assembly